AUGCACCUUAUGCAUCAUCGGGACAUUGUACCUGACAGUGCCGUUGCACCGAGUCCCAUUGUUCCAACAUACCGGUCCAAUUCUGCUCCCAAGUCUUCCAAAUCUUCCAAAUCCUCUAAGCGCAGAAAAUCCAGUAUGGCCUCUUCAGUCUCUGGCUCGCCGGAGUCCACGGUCUCCCGGGGCAGCGUUCCACGCCAUCAAGCUCGAUCUGCUGGGAUGGCAGAACGCCCAUCUCGGAACGAAAGCCUUUCCGACCUGGUGCGGUUCUUCCAGACACAGAAUGUACCUCCAGCUGGCUCGGUGACAUCUCCAGAUUCGACGACAGCUCUACCUACUGUCGAGUCCCCGGAGGCCAAGGAGGUGUCGAAAGACCAACUGAAGCCCCUCCACCGUCGUCUUUUGCAGUUCACCCAACGCCAGAAGAAGGACCCAUCUAGCAAAACCAAAACAGAUGAUCACCAACGGCAAAUUGAAGCACUUCAAAGAGAAGGCUAUCUCCUCCUGCUCCAAAACAAAAAGGCACAGCACAUCGAUCGAAGGAAAGCAUUGAUCAACCCAAGAGCAGCCUCGAUCGUGCCCUCUCCAGAUCAAAGAAGCAAGAUGCGUCUAUCCUCCUUGGAUCUCAACGAUAUCGGCUCUAUGGUUGACGUCGCGGUAUCCAUAUCAGAGUAUAAUGACCCAUCACCGCCUCCCUACCAGCAGUCUGGCUCAAAUAUGGCUGAACCCCGUGAUCUGACUACAGCGUCUCAAACGACAUCUGCACUUGCAUCGGACAGAUCAUCAUCAGAAGUUCAGUCUCAAAGAACUACCGAGUCGUCAAUAUCCCCCUCUACCUCGACAUCUGUGGUCGAGACACAGGAAAGCCGCCCACAGGAAAACAGUCGCCCAUGGCCAUCAACUUCAAUUGAUCCAAGCAUUCGAAUCGACGAAGAAAUCACCUCCGACUCUCCGAGACCUGCCCUGGGAAGGAAGCCUCGUGGAAUACCAGAGAACUCUGACGUUGAUCAUGAUACACAAGAGCAAACUAGUGGUUCAAGCCAGCUCCUACAAGGUCCCGAACAUCCCCCUAUUCCUCCUCAACAGACUCCUGCAAAUCCGUCUCCGCCAUCUUUAAAGCUAUUCCCUGAUGUGGCGCCACUACGAGUCUCUGGUCAGAAGGCUCGAAGGAUGUCUGCAACGCCUCGGUAUCAAACACCGCCCAAGCCGGCCUCGACAGCCUCAUCAGAUGCUUGGUCCGAUGGAGAGACGCCCAGGCCACCAGCACAGAGGCAGUCCCAGAGAAAUUCGUCUUCAACAAGCUCCCGCGUGAAGAAUGACGAGCCCGUUUGCUCCGGGGCCGUCAACACUCCUACAACCUCAGCUAAAACAGCCCCUGGAGAGAGGACGUCAAAACCCGCACCUGCACAAAAGCAAAGCAGAGUCCGGCCUCCCUCGCUUGCUAUGGGAACCCUGCAGGCAUUUCCUCUCCCGGCCCCCACCAGGCCUUUGCCAUCAGUGCCCAGGUCUAGCAAUCUCACCGUUCCAGUCGAUACAAAGGCGCAUGCUAUCCGACCGGUGCGCUCGGAGUCAAAAGCUUUGAAUCAUCAAGCCUCGCAGCCCUCGCCAAUAUCGGAGGAGCCUCGGGAGGAGCUUCGACCCGCUACAGUUCUUGGGCACAUCAAUACCGCAGACACAGCAAACGACUUUGAUGAUUCUGAGCCACCUCAAUCCCUUCGUACAACUCCAGAGCGUUCCAAGUCUACUUCGCCUGAGGAAAACACACCAAGACGAAGAGCCGCGAGUCUCCAUGGGCCUCGCAUCCAUCACCUUCCUGAGAGGCAACAGGCGCCUGCAAAACCUCAUGGCAAGCGUGCUGCACGGAAGGGUCUGGAGAUCAAUGCUCGCCUCGACCGAAAGAAUCUCCCAUUCGGUCUUCCUUCUCCUCCUCCAUCUGCUGCCUUACCGCUAGAUCCACCACUCCAACAAAAUGCUGGGCGCUCGGGUCAUCGAAACUAUACUGCUCCUACAUUGGCCGGACCUUCUAAGACGUUAGAUUUGGCUUUUAACCCUGCUAAUCAUAGAUCUUCCAUCAUUUCUUGCAGUGACAGCUCCAGGAGUAGCCUCCGGCAUGAAAGAAUCCCUGAGACUGAUGAGCUCAGCCGCGCAGGUUCUCCACUGCCAUCUUCUGACGAUGAAUGCUUUGGUCCCAGCUCAGGUGCAAAACGCUCCGGUCGUGCUGCAGAUAAGACCCAGCCACGUUACCCUGUGCGUCGUGGUUACGAUACAGUCGAUAGCCGCUCCUCUAGUCAUCGAUCGCGCCUAGUGCCGCCAAUCAGAUCAAUGACGCCCCAGGGACGUAGCCCUCGCAGUUUUGAACAGUCCAUGUCUCCAGUGUCCCAGUAUUCUCAAUCCACACAUCGCUCUUACGAAUCAUCGAACAACCACCUUGGCCAAGGUUCCACCAACGACGCCGCCCAGCUCCUUGCAGACAGAAUCUCGAAUCUCGAACGCCAGAACCAAGUUCUUCAGGCCGCUCUUAUGGCUGCACUUAAUGCUGGUGUGACCCCCAACUUGUCACACAUCAACCUUCACGAAUCUGCCGUUCCAGCUUCCUUCCAUGCGGCGGCAGAUCCCCACCCGAAUCGCUCAAACUCUAGGACUGAGAGCUGGAUGAAGCCAUCCCGCAGCAGCGAGCAGGGUGGAUUCAACACCCCGAAUUCCCUUCGGUAUGAAGGAGGCAGCACACGAUAA
Messenger RNA from Penicillium chermesinum, 2730 nucleotides. RefSeq lists its product as uncharacterized. NCBI's taxonomy places the organism in Eukaryota, Fungi, Ascomycota, Eurotiomycetes, Eurotiales, Aspergillaceae. The record is from RefSeq and is a predicted model, not a curated record. The coding region runs from base 1 to 2730 and encodes 909 amino acids. The transcript has 3 exons.